UGAUGCACCAUGAAUGUGUUAUCUGAUCACGAUGGAUGAAUAAUUUAUUGGGAAUUUAUUUGAGUCAUCGGUGAUCGGUUUAUUGCGGUGAAGUUUUCGAUUGAACAUGAACAUCAUACCUUGUAUAAGUUGUAGAAAUCGGAAAAGCUGUAACAGUGACUCUGAAGGAGCGUAUCUAAUAUCUAAGGACUGCAAGCCACUGAAGCAGCAUCCACUGACUGGAAUCUGCAGCUGGAAACAGCGGACCAUGUCGUUUUUCUUCCCUGGCGAUCGCUUCCCCGUCUUCGAUGCCGUCGCCAUCCCCGGAAUCCCCCCGGAAAAAUUCGGUCCCCCCUUACGCUUUAAUCCCUACUGCCAGGAUUACGAGCAGUAUGUGUCGGGAAUCGACUGCGUGGGCUAUGAGUUUGUGCCCAAAGGCGAGGAAGUGAACCAGCACCGAAUGGAAGUGCUGUACAAUGUGGUGAACGAUGCCUAUUUCCGUACAGUCUGUCAGAACGAUGCGAAUCUGAAGCGCACAUCGCGGUGGAAGAGCUGCGUAUGGCGCUGCUGUAACGUGGAUCGGAAGGUGGAAGACGACUGGGGGAUGGCCUAUCUGGCACGGAGAGAUCUCGUUCUGCGGGACCCGAAUCGGGAUAAAUCGCAGAAUCUUCUCCAGGGUGUUGUGGAAUGGAAAUUCAAUCUGAAAAAAGCUGGAUUACAAGUGAAAAAUCUGCAAGUCCGCGUACCCCAUAAACUAUACCGUGACGGGGUUGUUGUUGUCACCAUCUGCUCGCGCGAUGAUUACACCGUUCUUCUGGAUGCGCAAAACCUGAAAUCCGUCUCCCGAGCGGUGGGAUGGGAUGAAUUUAUCAUACGGGCGGAAUUAUCGGGUGCACAGGCGUCCGGUGGAUAUCAGAAUGCCUAUCAGAACGCGCAGCUCUUUCGGCAGCCACUGUCCACGGAUCGGAUGUUUGUGAAUGAAGACUGGAAGAAUCCUUUCAAAGUGGUGAUCGAGAUGGAGAAAGCAUCAGAGCAGUAAAUGUGUCUAUGUUCUAGUCGUGUUUGCGUUGUGAUCUCGGUAAGGUUGUCUCAUGGUGAUUUCUGUUUAUCUUUGUAAACAAGUAUUAGUUCAGUCACUGCAGUGUGCUUGUGUCAUAAUGUUUUUUGUCAGAUACAGUAGUUUAGAAAGCGCAGAAUGUUGAUGGAUUAAAAGAUAUCUUUGUUUCAAUUAGUCAGUGAUUUCAGUGUGAAAAUGCAUCGCUGCUGCUGUUUUCUUUGUUCCGAAAAUGCCUGUUUACGAUUCUAAUAUUUUUCAUUUGUCAGUACAAUAGUAGCCUUUCUGUUUAACAGGAUCGUUUUUCGUGAUGUAGGAAAUAACACACUAAACACAGUGUUA
Paramacrobiotus metropolitanus is the source of this 1375-nucleotide messenger RNA. RefSeq names its product peptide-N(4)-(N-acetyl-beta-glucosaminyl)asparagine amidase-like. Gene Ontology annotation, biological process: glycoprotein catabolic process. Lineage: Eukaryota; Metazoa; Tardigrada; Eutardigrada; Parachela; Macrobiotidae. The record is from RefSeq and is a predicted model, not a curated record. The transcript has 2 exons. Gene Ontology annotation, cellular component: cytoplasm. Bases 107 to 1018 code for a protein of 303 amino acids.